Molecule: messenger RNA, 506 nt
Organism: Hibiscus syriacus
Lineage: Eukaryota; Viridiplantae; Streptophyta; Magnoliopsida; Malvales; Malvaceae
Product: histone deacetylase 15-like
Exons: 4
Coding region: 28-405 (125 amino acids)
Biological process (GO): chromatin organization
Cellular component (GO): histone deacetylase complex
Molecular function (GO): histone deacetylase activity
Source: RefSeq, a predicted model, not a curated record
CCUGCUGGUUAUGCACAGGUGACGCACAUGUUGUGUACCCUCUCUGGUGGAAAGUUGCUGGUUAUACUCGAGGGCGGCUACAACCUCCGUUCGAUAUCUUCUUCUGCUACUUCGGUGAUUAAGGUACUUUUGGGUGAAAGUCGUGAGUGUGAACCGGAUAACGUCAUUCCUUCUAGAGCCGGCCUGCGUACAGUGCUGGAAGUCCUGAAGAUUCAGAUGAAUUACUGGCCGAAUCUAAGCUCAAGCUUUGAAAAACUGCAGUCGCAGUGGGGGAUGUAUUCCGUGGAGAACAAAAGAAAACGAGUUAAAAAGAGACGGGAGUUCGAGCCGCCGAUAUGGUGGAGGUGGGGUAGAAAACAACUUCUGUACCAUAUCCUUACAGGAGGACAGUUUCAUCCAAAAUGAAAGCAGUGCUGAAUGUCAUCCGAUUCUUCUUGCUUAAUCGUGUAAUUUUGUCCACUGUAAGACAAAUUGUUAUAUCGGAUAGGUGUUUCUUAAUCAUAACA